Messenger RNA from Lycium ferocissimum, 510 nucleotides. RefSeq lists its product as uncharacterized. Lineage: Eukaryota; Viridiplantae; Streptophyta; Magnoliopsida; Solanales; Solanaceae. The transcript has a single exon. Bases 1 to 510 code for a protein of 169 amino acids. The record is from RefSeq and is a predicted model, not a curated record.
AUGUCAAACAACGAAGUUUUACCUCCUAGUGUCUCAAAAAUCAACCCGUCCUCUCCCAAACAGCAUACCUUAACCAACCCUCAAACGAGUUCACCAUCUCCAACAGUUUCCCCUCCCAAAGAACCAAACCCUACAACGUCUUCUCCAAAACCUGCUGGUCUCUCUAGGACUCGUAAAAAACAAAUCCCAAAGAAGUUUGUUCCUACCUCCACAUCCUCUGAGAAACCCAAUUCAGAAGAAAGCACUCCUAUUAUGCCAACCUCUCACAAUCUUGAAACAUCUGUAAACACUACUGAAAAUGACGAUGGUAUGGAAGCAAUGAGUCAAGGAGUGGAAACAGAGGAUGAAAUUGAAAAGGGGGAUUUGAGGGAAAUUCCUCCAGAUUCAGGUAAUCCAACUUCUCUUGCAAAUUUGGAUAUUUCUGGGGUUUUGGAUAAGAGUGUGGCAACGGGUGAUGCAACAAAGGACAGUGUAGAAAAUGUUGUUGCCACUAAACCUGAAAACAGUUAA